Phytophthora infestans T30-4 is the source of this 2904-nucleotide messenger RNA. RefSeq lists its product as uncharacterized. Lineage: Eukaryota; Oomycota; Peronosporomycetes; Peronosporales; Peronosporaceae. Bases 1 to 2904 code for a protein of 967 amino acids. The transcript is spliced from 7 exons. The record is from RefSeq and is a predicted model, not a curated record.
AUGACCGACAAGCAGGUUGCUGUCGCAAAGGAAGAGUCGAAAGCACGCAAACAAGGAAACGUGCCGACCUUAAUCCCUCCGAUGGGAGCACUCAAGACGCGGAGGCCUCAGUCAGCUGCAGCUUCAAGCUCCUCGGGCAAUGGCAUCAGUUGCAUCAACAGCGCAGAAGCUGAGGAAUGCAAUGAAGAGAUUGUUGCGGGUUGUCUCCAGCUAGCAUGGGCCUUUUAUCAGCGAUUCUUAGUCGCGGUUGAAGCUCAAAAUCUCCUCGGUAACCGAGGAAUUGGCGGAGAUCCAAUGCUCGGGUCAAGCGUUUGCUCCAGUGCUGGCAAGUCGGCGUCGGUAUCGCUGUCCCUGAUUGUUUUUCAUUUCUUCUUGGAGCGAUGCAGUCGCGAACAGGAUGCUGUUCAAGAGCUGGAACAGUUUGUGCGCUGUCUUCACAGCGUACGGAGUGCCUGUUACAGCUUGGAAUUGUUUUGCCAGUUUUUGGAGGAAUCGUGUUCACGUCAAGAGCUCUGCUUCUUCUUGUGGCUUUCUCAAGCGAUGGAUGACAUCCGGCUUGGUAUUCCGUACGACGACCCUCUUCCUAGCUACUACGAGGGUGCAAAUAGCCACCAACCACAAUUUAUCUGCGUGCUCAAGGCAACAUUCCUUGCGAGAUCCAUCUUCAGACUGCUUCACUUUAAAGUUUUUUGUCGACCAUCAACAGCGAGGAAAACUGCACCAACAUCCCCGUCCGCCUCUCCGCAGCGUAAACCCAAGACGCGGUUGGGCGAACUAUCUGCCGCUCUACUUCAAAAGCAGAUCCCUGAACAUGUUGCUGCUCAAACUGCGCUUCGUGAAAUCAUUGAAAAGAACCAGGGGGAGUCCAUCUCAUUGGAGACUUUCAACAAUCUGUUAGUAAAGUUUGCGGUCGUACCCUCACCUGAAGAGCUGGCAGCGCGAUUGGGGCCGUUCUAUCAGCCUACAGGAGACCAACGUAAGAUACCAACCGAUGUCUUCCUGGCGUUGCUGAUGGAAACGUACAAGCUCCAGCUCCAGUGGGAACGCGAUCAGUUGCGGGCGCUAUUUGUUCAUUUAAACCACCAGGAGGAAAUGCAGCAACGAACAACCGAGACAGAAAAAGCGGCCAAAGGUGAAGGGAAGGGUCCUCAUGGAGCGACGGAGUCUGGUGGGGGGAGUAAAUAUCUGCACGGUUUGUCCCGCAACGUCUUACGCGAGCUGCUGCUGCAAUCCGGAAUUGUUCAAGACAGCGAUGUGGCUCAGAUGGAUAUGGAUUGGGUAUUUGCUGAGCUCUUGAAGGGAGCUGGAGGCGUAGCUGCUGGUAUCACUUUUGACAGUUUAUUUGACGUGUUGCAAAAGAUGAGAUGGUUAGAGAGCACGAAGCUGCGUGUUGAUGCACUGAUGCAAGUCACAGGCUGGCGUGUGUAUGCUCGACAUAGUCUAGCUCUAUGCAACAACGAUCCCAAUGUCUUUAUCCGUCGUCACACCCAACGAUUAUUGCACUAUGUGGGUCAAGAACUCGGUCAAUCCGAAAGUGACAGUGCGGUCAAUUGUAUCCGUGAGUUUCUCGCAUUUGCCUGGCGAUUAGCAGCCAAACGCAGCAGGAAUGAAGCGUCUGCAUUAAGGCAGACAUGCGUAACGGAGAUAUAUCUCGUCAGUCAGGCACUACGCCCUUGCAUCGAUUCCAUGUCGGGAUACCACGGACAGUUUGCUGCUGUCGAAGAUAAUUCUGCUGGAGAAGACAAUCCGGUAAUCCCUCAACGCCGAUCGAGCGACGCUGUCGUAAUCAUGAACGACGCGCUUCAUAGUUUCUAUGAUACUUCUCGAAUGAGCCUCAGCCAGUUCAUCAAGGACAAAAGGGCUCGCACCGAUUGCGCAUCUGGACAGCUGCACGAGCUCGAGAAUGUGCUGACACUGUACGCAGCUCACAUUGAACAUCUCUUUCAACGGUUCUCAGAAGCGCGCUACAACUGCUCGCCUCAGGUUCCUUUUCUUCGAUGGAGGGCCAUGAUGUAUGAGCUCGAGCUCGUGCACCCUCGCAAUCUCCCCAUUGUAAGGUUACAAGCUCUCUUUAACAGCGUUGUGAAAGCUUUAGAGCCUACCAGUUCGACUGACGGCUCGCUAGAUCAAGAAGUUGGCGUGGAGAAAUCGCAGUUUUCGGAGCUGUUUGUCAGAGUUGCGAUUGAAAGGCAUCGUGUGGCAUUAACUCGCAAACGAGAGAAGGCUCAACUGGCAACAACCAAGAAGACUCGAGACGAUAACAGAGAGACCAUGCUGGAAGCCGCGGAGCUCGCGGCUCCAACAACCCUUGUCGAGCGAAACUUCGCUGCAAAACUCAGCUGUCCUCUUGUAGGUCGCGCACUACUCGAACACCGCUCGUUCCUACGCACAGUCUUUUUCUUUUACGCCAAGCAAGAUGAAGUCGCCGAGGACGAACGUGCCGCACGACAAGAACAGGCGCUACUUCGCGAGCUACAGGAAGCCGGAGGCAGCCUAAAUGGAAAUGCAAAUCACGCUAAAGGCCCAGAUCAUUCUGCAGCAGAAGAUAACGCUGCUCUCUUGCGGACCGACCCAGGCUCCGACUUUCAACUGGAAAAGACCAAGCGAAGCUCCAUGAGUUUUGGUGAGUUCCAGACCUUUCUGGCUGCCUUUGAUCUGCUUGAUGGCUCGAAGCGCAACGGCAACAAAGUGGCUCUCAGUGAUGCACAGCACGUCUUCUCCUCCGUUAUGGCUCUCGACAACGACGACACAUUGCAGCUCGAGUUCGACGAGUUCGCUGCUGCCAUCGUUGCUCUUGCCGUGCACUUGUAUCCAAGUCCCUUCUCGUUGUGGCACCAGAAACUCGACAAGUUUGCCACGAAGCUUCAAAAAGCCUGGGAGACGCAGAACGCAGAGCUGCCGUGA